Mesorhabditis spiculigera is the source of this 252-nucleotide messenger RNA. Lineage: Eukaryota; Metazoa; Nematoda; Chromadorea; Rhabditida; Rhabditidae. The record is from the annotation of a GenBank genome assembly.
AUGCUGGUCACAAAAACGAAGUUGCUUUGCCGACUUCGAUCUGCCGACUUCGAUCUGCCGACUUCGAUCUGCCGACUUCGAUCUGCCGACUUCGAUCUGCCGACUUCGAUCUGCCGACUUCGAUCUGCCGACUUCGAUCUGCCGACUGAUCUGCGACUUCGAUCUGCCGACUUCGAUCUGCCGACUUCGAUCUGCCGACUUCGAUCUGUCGACUUCGAUCUGUCGACUUCGGCUUCGCCUGCCGAAUUUUUC